UAUGGCCUUCUCUCCUUCCAUAAACAAAAGUUAAAACUAAAAAAAAGGAAAAAAAGAAAAGAAAAGCACAGAGCCACAGAUCUUGAAGCUGACUCCUCUAAACUCUGCCAUUCGCGUUUUUCCUCAGAUCUGAAUCCUUCCCUUCUCUCUCAUGUGACGUCAAACUAAAUCCUCUAAAAUAAAAUAAUAAAAUAAAACAAAACAAAACAAAAACUCAAUCAAGAAAAAGCAAAGCUACUAGAGAGAAGAAGCAGAAUUAUACGAGAAGAAGUCCCGCUUUCUCUCUCUACUUUCUUUCUCUUCUCCUGGAUCUUAAUAAUGGAGGAGUAGGAGCAUAGGACGGCGAAGACGAUGAGCCGGAGCGGGAGGAGCAUUAAUCCGGUGCUGUCGCAGCACCGGCGAGGUCACAGCCUCAACCUCGCCGGAGGAAACAAGGACGCCGUCACCGACGAGAACAACCUGGAUCUCUUCUCCAAGAAUCGUCGGAGCCUCUCCGUUACAUCCUCCGACGAAUCCUCCGAUGUUUCGGUGAAAUUGGGGAGAUUAUCAGUUGGAUCGGCGAAAGUGUCUAGGAGUGGCAUUGAUGAUCUGCUGUCGUCCACAGAUGGAGGAAAGCACGACUAUGACUGGCUUCUUACUCCUCCUGGAACUCCAACCAUCUUUCCUUCAUCAGAAGGUAAUGAGCCUCAACGAACCAUAGCAGCUCCAAGAAGCAGUUCCUUAGCCAGAUCAGCUUCUACUACUAAGGCUUCGAGGCUUUCUGUUUCACAAUCUGAAACUAACCACUCGUCAAGACCAACUCGAAGCAGCUCAGUGACUCGCUCUUCAACCUCCACAUCAUUGCACAAUACUUAUUCCUCAAACAGAUCCUCCAACAUACUUAACACAAGCUCAGCUUCAGUUUCAUCUUAUACGAGACCAGCCUCCCCCAUUACCCGCUCUUCAUCCACGGCAAGACCUUCCACUCCUUCCAGCCGCCCAACACUAUCACGACCCUCCACUCCUUCUAGAGCCCAUCCGAGUCCGACCAGCUCCUCGGCAGACAGAAGUCGACCAAUUCAAAGCUCAAGGCCCUCCACUCCUAGUUCUAGACCACAAAUCCCUGCAAACUUGAGCUCCCCAGCAGCUCGAUCAAAUUCUCGUCCAUCUACUCCUACUCGCCGAAGUCCAGUAUCCACCAUCUCUCCCGCAGCAAGUCCCUCAAUUUCAAACGGUCGUGUCUUAUCAAAUGGACGCAAUCCAACUUCAUCUUCCCGACCAAGCUCUCCAAGUCCACGUAUUCGGCCUCCUCCUCAGCCAGUUGUUCCCCCUGAUUUUCCUCUUGACACGCCGCCAAACCUUAGAACAACUUUACCAGAUAGGCCACUUUCUGCUGGUAGGUCCAGACCAGGUAGUACAGUAACAAUGAAGGGCAAUUCUGAAACCACAACAACUGCCAAUACAUCAAGAAGGCAUUCUUCACCAAUCGUUACAAGAGGAAGACUCACAGAACCCGCUGGGAGGGGUCGUCUACAAGGCAAUGGACACUAUACCGAUGCUGAGCCUCGGAAGGCCUCUCAUGCCCCUGAUUUGACCAUGAGGAAACCUGUGAAGGCAUCAAUAGCUUCUCUAGAUAACGGCGGAUUUGGAAGGACUAUCUCAAAGAAAUCUCUGGAUAUGGCCAUCAGGCACAUGGAUAUAAGAAGUGGUGGAGGGAACGUUAGGCCACUUGCUGGCACCACUCUCUUUCCCCAGAGCAUUCGAUCUGCUUCUUCAAAAACCCAGUCUAUUCGUAGUUCGAGUGCUCCGUCAUCUAUCAUAAAUGGAGGCUUACAAACCAGCUACAAUGGAAUCAUUUCAGACAAUGGAAAUGCUAUUGAUAGGCCUGCAGAAAAUGGAAUCGGAGCUGAUGGUGGACGACAUUUUGCAAAAUUGAAUGAAGUCGACAUAUACGAGAGCUCGAGAUAUGACACGCUUUUGCUCAAAGAGGAUUUGAAGAACACAAAUUGGCUGCACAGUAUUGACGACAAAACAGAUCACGGACCUAUCUUUGAUAAUGGAUUCGAAUCUCUGCCCGAACCUUUUGGCCUCUUGUAACAUCUGAUAAAGUGGUUUUCGUUUUAUUCCUUUUUUUUUUUUUUUUUUGGGUAUGCUAAGUUAUCAUUUCCAUGAAUUAUUUGGUUUCUUUAUAAAGAACUUAACCUGUCAAAUCACUCCAAAUAGAAGAAUGAAAAGGCAAAUGUGUAAUCUACCGAGAGAUCAUUGGACUAAUUUUUGUUCUAUAUAUGAAAA
This is a messenger RNA of Morus notabilis, 2271 nucleotides long. Its product is annotated as sialidase. The transcript has 5 exons. Gene Ontology annotation, biological process: cortical microtubule organization. Lineage: Eukaryota; Viridiplantae; Streptophyta; Magnoliopsida; Rosales; Moraceae. The record is from RefSeq and is a predicted model, not a curated record. Bases 352 to 2076 code for a protein of 574 amino acids. Gene Ontology annotation, cellular component: cortical microtubule.